Molecule: messenger RNA, 3382 nt
Organism: Trematomus bernacchii (emerald rockcod)
Lineage: Eukaryota; Metazoa; Chordata; Actinopteri; Perciformes; Nototheniidae
Gene: bmper
Product: BMP binding endothelial regulator
Exons: 16
Coding region: 420-2486 (688 amino acids)
Molecular function (GO): protein binding
Source: RefSeq, a predicted model, not a curated record
CUCAGUGCGCUUUGAAACUUGAGACUCAGAUCAGCUGUGAGUGUGAAUCUCUCCGGACACUUUGAGAGAGACCCGAGCCUCCAGACCUCCAGACCUACUCUCAGGACCCGCUGCUGAGAGAGACCCGAGCCUCCAGACCUCCAGACCUACUCGGAGGACCCGCUGCAGGAUUUGGGAUUUCUUUUUUGUUUGUAUGUUUUCAUCCACGGACUGUCUCCUGCGCGUCUUUGUCAUUGUAAUGCCGGUGUGAUCUGUGCGCGUCUGGCUGAUCGUCGCUUUGCAUUUCAGCGCAAACACACACUCUGAGCAGCUGGAAUAAAGACGCAGGAGAAACGUGGAUCUUUGUGCUCUUCUCCUUUCCCUCUGGAUUGAUUUGAUUCCUCCGUGUUCGCUGUGAGUUUCCCUCGAGAAGCUGGAGGAUGUUGCUCCGCUGCCGGAUCCCUCCCUCCUGGUCCACCUGUAGGCUUUUCUUCUGCUUUUUGUUGCUGCUCCAAACGCCCCGGUCCUCCUCUCCGCUAAUUACAGGUACCGAGGCCAGCUGUGAGAACGAGGGAGAAGUCCUCCACAUCCCCAACAUCACGGACAACCCCUGCAUCACCUGCGUCUGCCUGGAGGGUAAGGCGGACUGUAAGCAGGAGAAAUGUCCUCUGGUUUCUGAGGAUUGUGCUCUGGUGGUGAAACAGACCGGCGCCUGCUGUGAGCGAUGUAAAGGUUGCUUGUUGGACGGACGAACUUACAACAGCUCAGUUUCCUGGACCACCUCCACCAAACCCUGCAUCAACAGACGCUGCCAGGAAGGUGUGAUCACUGAGGCGGACGUGCAGUGUGUCGUUCACUGCAGGAACCCCAAAAUCCACCCAAAGAAGUGCUGCCCCACCUGCCCCAGUUGUAUCUUUGAGGCUCGUCUGUACAAAGAGAAGCAGGAGUUCAGUCCUGAGGGCAAACCCUGCAUCAAAUGCUCCUGCACUGGAGGGCGGACUCUCUGCAUGAGGGAGGUGUGUCCCGUCCUCUCAUGCCCCGCCCACCUCAGCCACACCCCCCCCGGACAGUGCUGCUCCAGAUGUCUCGGUCAGAGGAAGGUGUUUGAUCUGUACUCAGGAAGCUGUCUGUUCCACAGUGAAGUGUUUGAGAACGGCACGUCCUUCUCACAAGACAACUGCACCACCUGCACCUGCAAGGAUUCAACGGUGGUGUGCAACAAGCAGUGCUCUCGUCCUGGGAGUUGCCAAGGCGACCAUUGCUGUGACGAGUGUCUGUCCUACGUGAAGGUGGAGGAGGUGAAGUACUGCAGAGUCAGAAACAAGAUCUACAGGGAAGGAGACAUGUGGUCCUCCGUUAACUGCACUCUGUGUGCCUGCGUCAAAGGAAACAUCGAGUGUCGGCCCAAACAGUGUGUGCCAAUCAGUAGCUGCCCCUCGAAUAAGAUCCUGAACAGGACCGGCUGCUGUCCCGUCUGCACUGAAAAGCCGGGUGUGUGCACGGUGUUUGGAGACCCUCACUACAACACCUUCGACGGCAGGACCUUUAACUUCCAGGGCACCUGUCAGUACGUCCUGACUCGAGACUGUGGCUCCGCCCCCUCUGGAGGAGCAGGGAACUCCGUCAGCGGCACGGACUCCAGCUUCAUGGUGUUGGUGAAGAACGACGCCCGGCGGACGCGCUCCUUCUCCUGGACUCAGUCGGUGGAGAUCCGGCUGGGCGGGCUGGUCCUCGGGCUCCACCAGCACCUCACGGUCCGGAAGAACGGGACCCGCAUCGCCCUGCCCUACCACGGCCCCGGGGUGCACAUCGACCUGGACGGGUACCUGCUCAAACUCACCACCAUCGCAGGUCUGGAGAUCACGUGGGACGGUGACAGUUUCGUUGAAGUGGUCGCGGCCCCCCACCUGAGAGGACGUCUCUGUGGCCUCUGUGGAAACUACAACGGCCACAAGCGUGACGACACCAUGGGGGGCGACGGGCAGUUCAAGUUCGACGUGGACGAGUUUGCCGAGUCGUGGCGAAUGGAGGGGAACGAGGUUUGCACCCAGCAGCCCCCCCCCCGCCGGCCGGCCUCCUUCCUGUGUCCCGGCAGCGUCAAGGUCAAAUUCCGUGCUCAUCGAGAGUGCCAGAAGAUAAAGCUGUGGGAGUUCCAGAAGUGCCACCGUGUGAUCGACUUCGCCCCUUUCUACAGGUCGUGUGUGACGGACAUGUGUGAGUGUCCGGUCCAUAAGAACUGUUACUGUGAGUCCUUCAUGGCGUACAGCCGGGCCUGCGAGAGGGAGGGAGCGCCCGUCGUCUGGAGGGCCGACACCUCCUGCAUGGCCACGCAGUGUAAACACGGCGCUGUGUACGACACCUGCGGCCCCGGCUGCACCAAAACCUGCGACAACUGGAACGAGAUCGGUCCGUGCCACAAGCCCUGCGUGGCCGGCUGCCACUGCCCCGCCAACCUGGUGCUGUUCCAGGGCCGCUGCAUCAAACCCACGUCCUGCCCCGGCCGGUGACCCCUGACCCCGGAGGGAUGUGGGGGGGGGGGGGCAGGGCAGGUUAUAGAGACAGAAUAUAAAGAGGGCCAAAGAAGCAGAAAAAGGUCUGAUGUGGACGGAUCGGAUGGGAUACGGUACUCAGGGUCCAGAUUGAUCUGAUUUAGACAUUAGAGGGAUUUGGUGAAGAACUUCCUCCAGCCUCUCGUCCCGUCACGAAACCAAUUUCUGCCCCCCGGAGUUUACAAUUUCUCUAAGGGGAAGAACUGAUGAGAUAAUCCCCUAUGUUUUGGAUAUUUUACGUUCUGCUACUCCUGAGGAACGUUGGUCCACGCUGCCAUGGACCCUCAGGAAACUACGUGGGCCACUGGACUCCUGUUCGAGCCAAAAUGGCGUCCACAUUGUCCCUCACAGACACUCAAAAAGUGAGAAAUCUGCAUUUUGGAAUAAGGAGAUUUUGAUGCCUCCCUGUUGCAUCAUUUCAUACUGUAAGCUAGCCAGAUUUAUAUGAAAGACAGACAGCUUUUAUAUUAUUAUUAUUAUUAUUAUUAUUAUUGUUCUAAUUAUUAUUAUUAAUAUUAUUAUUUUUUGUUGUUGAUGUUAAUUUAUAUAUCGGUUAAAAUGACAUGUCGUAGCAAGAGCCAGAAUCAUGAGUAUAAUUGCGUUAUAAAUGAUUUUUAAAGGGAAACAAAAGCUAUUUAUGUAUUUGUUGUGUACUCUUGUGUUUCUGUUUGAAGAGAAAAGCCCAAAUGUGACUCAGUUGUUGCACCAUCGCAGGGAAAAAGUACUGUAUUGUAAUAAUAAGCCACGUGUACAGGUCGUUGUGGUUCGUACCAAACUGAAGGUGUUUACCGAGCAUAUGUUUCACUUGACGAUGAUUAUUUAAGACCAGCAAUAUAAUCUUUUAUCGAAGUUCA